Molecule: messenger RNA, 1020 nt
Organism: Phyllotreta striolata
Lineage: Eukaryota; Metazoa; Arthropoda; Insecta; Coleoptera; Chrysomelidae
Source: the annotation of a GenBank genome assembly
AUGAAACUCCUAAUUAUAUUCUUAAUUUGCAUUCAAAUCUCAUUACCAAUACCUUUAGUAGUGAACACCUGGAACUUCCAAAACGCAACUAAAGAAGCUUGGAGAGUCUUAUCCGAAGGCGAGGCUAAUAAAAAAGAUGUCAGCAUCGAAGCUUUAGCUGCAGGCUGCAAAACAUGCCAAGAUGAGCAAUGCGACACGACAGUUGGAUACGGGGGAUCCCCAGACGAGAACGGCGAAACUGCCUUAGAUGCGAUGAUAUUUGACGGCGACACUAUAAACAUGGGAGCUGUAGGGAACCUUAGAAGGAUAAAGGAUGCCAUAAAUGUUGCGAAAUAUGUAUUAGAGAACACCGAACAUUCACUUCUAGCAGGAAAUUUAGCAACGGAUUUUGCGAAAAGCUUUGGGUUCUUGGAGGAAUCUCUACAAACGAAUUUUUCGUUGAACCAGUGGGAGAAUUGGAAAGAAAACAAUUGUCAGCCCAAUUUUUGGAAGAACGUCGAGCCUAAUCCUCAAAAAUCUUGUGGCCCAUACAAACCUAAAGAAAAUCGGCUGUCCAACGAAAUAUUAAAAUAUCCAAGCCGAUACAAUUCCCAGAAUCACGAUACAAUCGGAAUGGUAGUUAUAUCCGGUAAUGGUCACGUAGUUUCUGGAACAUCGACUAACGGCGCCAAAUUUAAAAUCCCAGGAAGAGUUGGCGACUCUCCAAUACCCGGAGCGGGCGCAUACGCUGAUAGUAAGUUUGGUGCAGCCGUAGCCACUGGAGAUGGUGAUGUCAUGAUGAGAUUUUUGCCCAGUUUUUUAGCAGUUGAAAAAUUGAGAGAUGGCGUUUCAUCUCAAAAAGCUGCAUCGAUAGCACUGGCCAGAAUUACGGAGAAAUAUCCGAAUUUUUUCGGUGCCAUUGUCGUGGUCGAUAAAAAAGGAACCAUAGGAGCCGCUUGUAAUGGAAUGGAGACAUUUCCAUACACGUUAGCGAACGCCCAAUAUCCAGAAGGCAUUAUUAAAUAUAUUAAAUGUACUUAA